Callorhinchus milii (elephant shark) is the source of this 2884-nucleotide messenger RNA. It is a transcript of the gene efcc1, whose product is annotated as EF-hand and coiled-coil domain containing 1. Bases 1 to 2022 code for a protein of 673 amino acids. Gene Ontology annotation, molecular function: calcium ion binding. The record is from RefSeq and is a predicted model, not a curated record. NCBI's taxonomy places the organism in Eukaryota, Metazoa, Chordata, Chondrichthyes, Chimaeriformes, Callorhinchidae. The transcript has 8 exons.
AUGGACCGACUCGGGGCCCCCGGGAGUACCUUCCCCCCCACCGGUGGUCUCGGUGCCUCUCCGGAUGUCUAUCUGCACAUCUGCACUUGGUGUGGGAGAGCAUCUGUACAGCACAGCACAGCCUGUGACGCAACAGAUGGACAAGUGCUCACACACCCCUGCCCGGCCAGGCGGACAGAGUGGGUGGUCAGUGCCUUGGCUUAUCAUUACGGCUUGGACCGGGGUGUGGAGAACGAGAUCAUCGUGUUGGCCACGGGGUUGGACCAGUACCUGCAGGAGAUCUUCCAUCACCUGGACCUGCGGGGUCAAGGCACCAUCUCCUCGGCGGACCUGAGAGCCCUGUGCCGAGUCCUGGCGCUGGAGCCCGGCUCUCAGGGCGAGGAGGAGGCGGUGGGGCUGUUGGAGGCUCUCCCGGAUCGGCUCAGCUUCAAGCAAUUCCACGCCAAACUCUGCGGCUACUUCAGCACCAAAGCCGGAUGCCAAUACCACACCGGCCGCCUCCUGGUGGGCAGCGACUCCGAGCUGAUUGAGACCCAGAUCCGCUUGCGGGGUCCGCUCACGGGGAGGAGAGGCGCUCUGGGGCGCUCUCCGGCUCCAGCCGGGCCGGGAGUGGGUCAGCAGGUCGGCGGGGGCUCCAGCCCAUCCAGCCCGCCCCCCAGGCGGUAUGAGCCGUGCAGUAGGGAGUGUUACGAGGACAUCGUAGCUUUGGAGGCGGCCGAGGACAAAGUGGCCAAGUUGGAGUUGGAGAACGCCAGCCUCAGGCAACUGGUGGAGGAGCUCAGGGCGGCUCUGCAGAGCAGCGAUGCCCGGGCUCUCGCCCUCCAAGUUGGACUGUGCAAGAGCCGCCAAGUUCCCGACCAGGACCCACACACAGACACCCCGGCUCGGGUGGCAUCUGAUGUCCCACAACUGAACCCAACGGGCUCCUCAGCCAAGCUCCUCAAGGAAGGGCGUAUGCAGGAGGCCCUGAGGUUGAGCCAGGAGAUGGAGAGGGAGCUGAGAAGGUCUGAGGAGGCUCUCCUGACCCUGGAGGAGAGUAACAGGAGGCUGGAGAGGGAGCAGCUGGACACCAGGCAGAGGGUGGGCAAGGCACGCCAGGCUGUGCUCAGAAGCUUCCAGAAGGUGAAGGAGUUGGAAAGCCAAGCCAAGGAGGUGCCAUCCUUACAGAGGAGUGUGCUCCAACUGCAGUGCCAACUGCGCUACUACAGAUCAGAGGUCAUCAAACUCCAGUUCCUGCAGCCAAUUACCCCCGAGGUCAGGGCGGGGCCAGGGUCGGAGGUCAGGCAGGUGCACUGCUCACCUGAGCCCCAGGAGCGAGGCUCGCCAACGGGUCAGACAGAGAUACCCGUGUACAGCGAUGACGAACAGUUACUACGCUCUGUGGAGGGCCAGGCAGCCUCAGACGAGGAGGAUGAGAAAUGGACGGAAGAUCAGCAGAGCAGGGUGGCCGAGGUCAAGAAGGUGCUGGCCCGGCUGUGUUGCUGCGGUAACGGCUGUGAUGAUCAGACUGUGAGGAAGCUGCUGUGGCAGUUUGGGAGUGGGCAGAGUGAGGAGAGCAGCGUUGCCAUCUUGGAACUGGUGGAGAAGGUGGCACGGCUAACGCAACAGUUGGAGUGGAGGGAGACGCAGGCCAGCCAAAUGGCCACAGACAUGGAACAGCUGAAGGGGUCGCUGGUGUGUGAGCUGCAGAGGAAGGUAGUGGAGAGUGAGCAGCUGCAGACGGAGCUCCAGAUGUUGGAGACGGAGAGAGUGCGGCUGUCGCUGAUUGAGGAGAAACUGCUGGACGUCUUACUGCUCCUCCAGCAGCUCCGUCACCUCAAUUUCUCUAGACGGUCGCUGGGAAAAAUCCUGCUCAACACUUUGGAGUCGUGCAGUGACCCCCAGCACGGAAAGGCUCACAUCCUGGAGGUGUUGAACACGCUGUACCAGGAACUGGCUGCCUGUGAGCUGUUGUCUGAUCGGCCACUGGACAAGACUCAGGGACACCGGUCGCUGGCAAACACUCUGCUCAUCUCAUGCUGACGAGCGCCCUGGGCCACAUCUCCCCCAGGGCAGGGAGGGGGGAACAGGAGGGUGAGGGGGGGGGAGAGGAUAAAUGUCUUGCCACAGAUUGCCACGGUUAUCGAAUGUGUUGUCUAAUCGCUUCUGAAGCUUUGCAAUUUCCACCCACUCUGGGGCACGACCCCCCCCCUCCACCUUCACCCACCCCGGCCAGAAUUAACCAUUCGCUCCCCGUGGAACAGCCGCUGCCUUUAUCACUGCUGUUUGCUUAACGCCAACGCCACCAACAACAACAACUUGCAUUUAUAUAGCGCCCUCCACAUGGGGCAGCAUCUCGGAGCACUUAGACAUAAUCCAUCCACCGCGAUUAGUAACCGACCACGACAAUAACUAUUAGGAAGCUGUUGGAGCUGAGUUAGAUAUAACCAGAGGCCCCUGAGCUCACUGACUCCAGCACCAUUUGUAGCAGAUUUUUUUUUGUGGAAUCGUAGGUAAACCAGCCCAGGAGGAGUCCCAGUGCUUUUGCCUCUCGUUCCCCAGCGUGUCGUUCCGCUUGUUCCAUUUUUGUAGAUCCCGGCAGAUGUGUUAAUCCCAUUUUUCCCCCUUUUUCCCCUUACCUCCCCAGUACCUCCUCUCGCUUGCGAGGUGAGAGCGGUAACCACUCCUCUACAGGACACCACACAGCAAACCACCCUACCAGCAGCAGUUUGAGUUCAUCUGCGGUCGUGAGUGAGUCAGGGUUGUCUGCCAGUGACAUACACACACGCACAUCGAGGGCACAACAGGGAGGAAGGACAAAGAGAAAUGUGAAUGGAUGGAAGCUUUGGGGUAAAUCACACAACAACAACAACAACAAAUGGCAUUUCAUGGCGCCUUUCACAUC